This is a messenger RNA of Dimorphilus gyrociliatus, 1297 nucleotides long. The record is from the annotation of a GenBank genome assembly. NCBI's taxonomy places the organism in Eukaryota, Metazoa, Annelida, Polychaeta, Dinophilidae.
AGAUAGGGGACCAGAUUUGUCUAUCCCUCAUGCGUAAUAGAGUGACUAGCAGAAUUAGUAUUUCAAGCAAAUGUCAAAAAUGAUAUCAAUGUUAGAAAAUCGUUCAAGUACUGUACCUGCUUUUCUGAAUAAGCUGUGUACCCUCUUGGACGACGAAACAACCGAUGACAUGAUCUGCUGGGAUGCGAGUGGCAAAAGCUUUCACCUGUUAGAUCAGAAUCGAUUCGCCAAGGACAUCUUACCUAUGUAUUUCAAAACUUCCAACAUUGCAAGUUUCAUUCGUCAAUUAAACAUGUAUGGAUUUAAAAAAGUUGUUCACAUGAACUCGGGAAUAAAAUAUGAAAAAGAAGAUGUAGAAUUUCAGCAUCCUCAUUUUAUUAGAGGAAAAGAGGAACUACUGGAAUUAAUUAAAAGAAAGGGCGUACAACCAAAAUUUGAAGAAGUUGGACGACCUCGAGAAAGUGAAGAUUAUAGCAAAAUUUGUCAAAAUGUCAAAAAUUUGGCAAAGAAACAUGAAGUCGUUUCAAACCAAUUUGAUUCAAUUAAACGAGAGAAUGUCGCUCUCUGGAGAGAAGUUGCUAUUCUCCGACAGAAGCAUAAGGUUCAGCAAGAAAUUUUGAAUAACGUAAUACGAUUUCUCCUAUCAAUGGUUGGCAAAAGACAGAUGCCAUCAACGAAACGCAAAAUACCUAUGCUUACUGGGCCAACAACUCCUGCUAAGCAGGCAAGAUACGAAAUAAAAACUGAUUCUGUUCCUAUAAAUAUACCUCAGACUGAGGGUGAAGCAACUAUUCACGAUUUGCCUUCCACGAAUGAUUCUGGUAACAGCAGCCUUGCUGAUUUAUUCUCUUCAGUUGAAAGCGAAGCACCAAUUAACGACGAAAAAGUGACGAAACCUGAACAAACUAUACGACCUGUAAUUGAUAAAAACGAUAUCUACCAAAAUAUGGAUCUCAUUCAGAGCGAUAUGGAUAUUUUUAAAGACUUGCUUUCAAACUCUUCUCUUCCAUUUAACGGUGAUCAACUCGAAGACUUCUUCCCAGUAGAUCCUUUAGCAGUCUCUGCUGUUGAAGAUAAUGAGGAAGAGCCUUUAGCUUUAUAUCAAACGGACUCAUCAGGAAAUGACAAAGAAAUAGAUGGAAGCUUGAUACAACCAUACAAUGGUUUUCCAGAAUUGAACGAUCUAUUAGAUACCGCUGAAAGUAAUGAAUUGAAUGAUAUCUUUAACUCGGAAGUGUAUGUACCAAAGAUACCUGACGGUGAAACGUCAGAUCCUCCCACUGAACAAGUAGAUUGA